AUGUCAACAAUAAAACAUAGUAAUAUUAAUGGAUCUCUGGAUCAACUAAACUUGAAUCACAGAGUACGAGGUCAAGGUCAAAGUCAAGAAUCAAGUUCCCCUAGUAAGGAGGACGAAAUCAAAACAUAUUACAUUCGCCUUAUAAAUGAAGAAUUUAGAAAUUUACAGUUAGAUCCUGAUUUACAAUCUAAGUCAUUAUUUGAUUUGAUUGAUUAUUGUGAGCUUUUAUAUGAAGAUCUGACAAGAGUAAUCAGCACGGAGAAGGGAUUAAAAACAUUUAUCAAAGGGUACUUGAUCUUCAAUUACUUUAUCAAUAGUCUUAUAAUUAUGCAUUUUAAUGGUUUUGAUGAAUUUAUAAGGUCUAAUGAGCGUGAUUUCAUUAUAUAUUUGCACUUAUUCACGUUCUAUAACACCGAUGAUUAUAUCAAAACAGACACCCGUUCUAUUCCGUUGGGCAUAUUGAGGAAGUGGAUACUCGGAUAUCUUAUUACCAAAAAGCUAUUGAAGUUUGAUGUACAUGUUUUGUACAAUUGGCUAUACGAAUACAUUGACUACCUAAAGGAAAAGGAUGAAUUUGAAUCACAAGAACAGUUAGUUCAACCGAAUCAAAUUCUGAAAUCGCAGAAGAUGAAUAAUAUAAAUGCAAACCUUGUCGGCAUACACACUGGUCAAGAAUCCUCCCAAAACCUGUCUGAUAGCUUAUCAGAAAUACAGAAUGAUUCUGAUGACAAUGAAUCCCUCAAUCAUUUUAAGAAUAGAUAUCCAGCAUUUACUCUAAAUGAAAUUAACGAUUCAAGAGAAAGCUUAUCAUUCCAGCCUGUUGAUGACUUCAAAAAUGAUCGCUUCUUGCUGCGUACUGAUCUUUCUUCCAAAAGUUCGACACCUCCACCAAUUCCAUCUAUGCCUCCUCCAGUCCCAUCUAUACCUCCUCCAAUACCAUCUAUAACUCCGCCAAUUCCAUCUAUGCCUCCUCCAAUCCCAUUCAAUGCUCCACCUGAAUUACCACGUCAUUCUUCAUUCGAUCGUUCCUCAUCUCCAUCCCAUUCUCCACCUAAGGCUUCAAAGGAAACUCCCUAUCCUAUUGAUACAAAUACAUCCAUAGUAACAGCACCUUAUCCAGUGUCUGAAAAUGUUUCUUCUAAUAGCCUAUAUUAUAGCAACCCAAGUUUUGAAUCUUACGACCAAGAUAUACGUACUAACAAUUUCGUUAAAGCUCCAUCACCAGAUGUCAAUAAGACAUAUUCGAGUUAUAACAGACCUGUAUCAAGUAUUCCUCCACAAUCCCAAAUUUCUAAUGGCGACAUGUCAAAGUUCAAUCGAAAUAACCAAUAUAUGACAUGUGAUAACCCUAACGUUCCCAAUCAAUAUAUUAAUCCCCUGUUUUCAAAUCAGUAUAUUUCUCAACCACCUCCUCAUUUAAUGCUUCCAAAUCAUGCAUUACAACAACAAAACCACCAAGUGGGGCAAAAAAUAAAUUAUAUGAAAGCAUAUUCAAUAUGUGGAUUGAAGAAUUUUGGAUCAUCCUGUUAUAUAAAUCUGACUAUUCAAUUGUUAUUUGGAUUGUUUCAGUUCAAGGCCAUUUUUGCUAAUCUGUAUUAUGCCAAAUACAUAAAAGAUCCUAAGUUCUUAAGAAUUAUGGAGCAUCAAGGCAACUCGAAGACAUCUCAAUUAUUAUCAGAGGCUAUAGCAGGCUUGUUAAAGUCCUUCCAAGCUCAUGGAGGAGCGGCCAUAGCUCCGACUAAAUUUUUAAGAAUUUCUUCGGCAAUAAAACCUGACUUCAAUAUUCCUAAUGAACAACAGGAUGCCCAGGAGUUUCUAUUAUUUGUAUUAGAAAGAUUACAUGAUGAGUUAUCCUACAAGGCGCUUGAUGCGAGAGAUAUUGAUUCAGCAACAUUAGAAAGAUACAUUUUAAAGUGGAACAUUAAUAUCAAUGCUAAAGAUAAAGAAAAUUAUCUAAAUUGGUAUAAGACCCUCAUUAAAAGCGAAGGAAACUCCCCUAUUAAUGACUUAUUUCAAGGUCAUUUGCAAAACAAAUUAACCUGCAAUAAAUGUGGUUAUGAAUCUACUAAUUAUUCUCCUUUUACCAUAUUAUCAUUACCCAUUCCUGACUACAAUGCGAGAAUAAAUUUAUCGGAUUGUCUAAGAUACUAUACACAAGAUGAAGUAUUAAGUGGUGAUAACGCUUGGAAUUGCCCUAAAUGUUCAAAAAAUAAAGACGGAGAUCAUCUUUAUCCUCCCAAUUCACUUGAUAACCACCCAGUCUUUACGUCCAAAAGAAGUGGUAUCUUUAAACUAGGUAGGAGAAGUAAAUCUCCUUCUAGAGACAAAGCCAAAGCGAUCAGUGCAGCUGCAAAGGAUUCAAAGAAUGAUUCUAUUUCUGUCAAAACGCUUAAUUUUAUAAAAUUGCCUCGCAUUUUAUUUAUACACUUGGCCAGGUUUUCUAUGACUAGUAUGACUGACAAGGUGAACAAGGUUAUUAAAUAUCCUUUAGAGUUAAAAUUUAACAAUUAUUCAAACAAUAUUAAUCACGAAAUAACAUAUAAAUUGGUUGGUUUGAUUAACCAUUAUGGAAAUUUGAAAAGUGGGCAUUAUACAUCGUUAGUUAAUAAAUCCAUUCCUAGUUCAAAUAAUGAUGAUAUGAAUCAUCCUUGUUGGUGCUAUUUUGAUGAUGAUACAGUAAGAAUUAAUUUAAGACAUGGUGAUAUCAACAAGCCAAAUAUAGACUUUAAUGAGCUUAACUCAAGGGAUGUUUACGUAUUAUGUUAUGAAAGAAGGUAA
This is a messenger RNA of Debaryomyces fabryi, 2778 nucleotides long. Its product is annotated as ubiquitin-specific protease. The transcript has a single exon. The record is from RefSeq and is a predicted model, not a curated record. Bases 1 to 2778 code for a protein of 925 amino acids. Lineage: Eukaryota; Fungi; Ascomycota; Pichiomycetes; Serinales; Debaryomycetaceae. Gene Ontology annotation, biological process: protein deubiquitination. Gene Ontology annotation, molecular function: cysteine-type deubiquitinase activity.